Molecule: messenger RNA, 1662 nt
Organism: Aureobasidium namibiae CBS 147.97
Lineage: Eukaryota; Fungi; Ascomycota; Dothideomycetes; Dothideales; Saccotheciaceae
Product: amino acid transporter-like protein
Exons: 4
Coding region: 1-1662 (553 amino acids)
Biological process (GO): amino acid transmembrane transport
Cellular component (GO): membrane
Molecular function (GO): amino acid transmembrane transporter activity
Source: RefSeq, a predicted model, not a curated record
AUGACUUUCGAGCACGGGGCAGAUCAUGCCGGUCCUGCUACUGGUGACGACAAGUCUAUUUACAAGCAAAACUCGGAGGAGGUCUUUGUUACUGGAUCUGGAGACCAUGAUGCUGUCUACGGUGUCGGCGGUGUCGGUCACACACAUCGCAGACUAAAGGCACGACACGUCACAUUCAUCGGUUUCGGUGGCGGUAUUGGAACGGGUCUCUUCGUUGGUACCGGAAGUGCUCUGGCCAACGCAGGACCCCUUGGUCUUCUGCUGGCUUACUCUGUCGUCGGUCUGAUCUUGUGGUGUGUUAUGGAGUCCAUUGGCGAAAUCGCAACUCUGUUUCCUACUGCUGGAUCAUUCCCUCAUUUCGCAACUCGCUUUGUAGACCCUGCUCUUGGUUUCACUCUGGCCAUUUCUUACGGAUACUGUUACACUAUCGCUAUUGCUUCCGAAGUCUCUGCCGCAGCAGUUGUGGUAUCGUACUGGACCGACAUAACUCCAGCCGUAGUCAUCACAGUCGGUCUCGCCGCGAUCCUGGCUAUCAACUUGUUGAACGUCAAAUUCUUCGGUGAAGCCGAAGUCAUCACCGCAUCCAUCAAGAUCCUGUGCUUCUUGGGUUUGGUGAUUGUGGCCAUCGUCAUCACUUCCGGAGGUGCACCUGACCAUGAGUCUAUCGGUUUCAGAUACUGGAGGAAUCCCGGACCUUUCACCGACUACAACGGCAUCAAGGGAAACACUGGCCAUUUCUUGGCGUUCUUCAGCGCCUUCAUCAAUGCCAGUUUCUCCUACAUCGGUGUCGAGACCGUCAUCGUCGCAGCCGCCGAGACCAUGAACCCCCACAAAGCUAUUCCCAAGGCUGUUCACCGUGUUACCUACCGUAUUCUCUUCUUCUACGUCUUGGGCACGCUUCUCAUCGGAAUGAUUGUCCCUUCUAACGAUCCCAACCUUACUUCUGGUACUGGAAACGCAAACUCGUCUCCUUGGGUUAUUGCCAUCAAGAACUCUGGUAUCACAGCCUUGCCUUCCGUUGUCAACGCUUGUAUCCUGGUCUCCGCCUGGUCAGCUGGAAACAGCUACUGCUACGUCGGUUCGCGCAUGCUCGUCGCCCUUGCCGCGGAUCGCCAGAUGCCUCAAUUCUUCGCCAAGGUCAACCGUCAAGGUGUACCUUACUGGGCUGUCCUCGCUUCAUUCGCAUUUGGACCUCUUGCCUAUCUCUCGCUUGGCUCGGGUGGUGCUUCUCAGGCUUUCACCUGGCUGCUCAACCUUAGUACCGUUGCAGGUCUGCUCGCCUGGAUGACUCUCUGCAUCUGCUACAUCCGUUUCCACCACGCCUGCAAGGCCCAGAACAUCGACCGCAACACUCUACCUAUGAAAGGUCGUCUCCAACCCCUCGCCGCUUACGUUGGCGCCAUCGGCAGCGGUAUCAUCACCCUCUUCUCUGGCUUCAGCGUGUUCCUCAAGGGAAACUGGGACACCGGCUCUUUCUUCGCCUCGUACAUUGGCAUUGCCAUUUACAUUGUGCCGUACGUAGUGUGGAAGAUUGUGAAGAAGACAAAGAUCGCCAGAGCUAGCGAGAUUGACUUGAUCUCUGGUCGCUUUGACCCCAGAGGUGCGGUCCACGAAAAGGUUCCCGUGACCAAGUGGGAGAAGUUUUUGGAUUGGUUGUUCUGA